AUGAAGAAUAUCUCAAAUUUAAUUCAAGAUGAAUCUCAAAUCAAUUAACUUAGACUUAGUGGUCAUAGAAAACAUCCAUCUCCUUAAAUUCAGAUAUAUGACAAAUUAAAGUCUUCUAUUCAACUUGACUGUUAGAAUAGUUAUACUAUUAAAAUAAAAACACCAACAAGUUCUGAUAAGAAACUUUUUGAAUAUAAGAAUUAAAAGGAUUUAGAAUUAUUAGUCUCUUUAAUUAUUUAACCUUGUUUACAUAUGAAUAAUUGCAUACAUGAAUAAUUAUAUGAAAAAAAUUAACAAGGCAAGACAUUUAGAUAGGUUUGUGAAUUCAGAGUAGAUUGGACUAAAAAAAUAAAGAAAGCUGAGAAACAUUUUGAAAACUCAAUUCAACAUAAAAAAGUUUAACAAAUACAAUGUUAAAAUAAUGAUUAAUUUUAAAUUAUUAUUCUUGAGGCUAUUAAUAAUAAAGAGACAGCCUUAAAAAUGAUGAUUGACUAAGCCAAGAAAGAAUCAUAAUUCAUUGAAUAUGCUAAGAGAUUUGCAAUUCAAUAUAGACAAAGAAUGGAUUAUUGCGAAUCGAUAUUUAGUUAAUUUGAAGACGUACAAAAUCGUAAGAAAUAUAUCUAUCCACCUUCCUUCUGGUCAAUUCUUGAUUGUUCUUGCAAUGCUACUAUGUCAUGAA
Messenger RNA from Paramecium pentaurelia, 679 nucleotides. Lineage: Eukaryota; Ciliophora; Oligohymenophorea; Peniculida; Parameciidae. The record is from the annotation of a GenBank genome assembly.